Messenger RNA from Microthlaspi erraticum, 279 nucleotides. The record is from the annotation of a GenBank genome assembly. Lineage: Eukaryota; Viridiplantae; Streptophyta; Magnoliopsida; Brassicales; Brassicaceae.
AUGAGUACUGCUUCAACACCUUCGAACAGAUCCUCCGUGGGGAGGGAUAGACGAAGAGUUGUUGGGGUUCCGAAGCUAUGUUGGUGUGGGCAGUCUAUUGUUGAGCUAAUUUCGAAAUCGACUCCCAAUCCUUACCGACGCUAUUAUCAGUGUUCGUUAGCUAUUCAGGAGAAGCUGAGUAAUGAUCAACACACUUGCAAGUGGGUGGACGAAGCCUACUUAGAUGAGAUCGAGAGUUUGUGUGCCCGGACUCUCUCCUUACAAGAACAAUUUGAAUAG